Messenger RNA from Ostreococcus lucimarinus CCE9901, 495 nucleotides. RefSeq lists its product with no specific name. The transcript has a single exon. The record is from RefSeq and is a predicted model, not a curated record. Bases 1 to 495 code for a protein of 164 amino acids. NCBI's taxonomy places the organism in Eukaryota, Viridiplantae, Chlorophyta, Mamiellophyceae, Mamiellales, Bathycoccaceae.
AUGGCGAGCAAGCGCGUGGUGGAGACGGUGCGGGAGAACCCAGCGAGCGCGACCGCGGGUGCGCUGACGUUUCUCGCGCUCGCGCUUCCGGGACCGAGAGCGUUGCUGUGGCGAUCGACGCUCGGGAGAUUGCAAAGCGAGGAGGCACUCUUCAACGCGUGCGUGCGUAGGAGCGAAACGCUGGCGCUCGACGCUGAAGCGGCGAGCGGGGAGAUUCAGCGCUUGACGGAAGCUGCGAGUGCCGCGGAGGUUGAGAUGAAGCGUGGGGCGGCAAAUUUGAAAUCGGCUGCCCGAGAGCUUCGUGCGAUGGAGUCGAGGACGUACGGUAUGGAUAAGAAGGCGACGACACUCUUGAACGACUUGCGCGUCUUGCCGAGCAAGGAGGCGGUGGCGCUCCAAGAACAGGUGGCCUCGACGGUCGAUAAGGUGGCGGCCCAUCGCAACGUCGCCCUGUCCACGCUUAAGCGUAUUUUCAAGAGCGGUAUCGAGGUGUAA